CACUGUGGAUGCUGACGUCACGGGCAUAUGAUGUCGGCACCGGAGAACCGGGAUGCGGCGCUCGGGUUGCGGGUGACUCUCACAAAGCGGGAGCCGUCAGUUAGGGUGGCUCACCCGGUGAGCGGGGUAGAGCCAGUGGUUUGGUCGGAGGACCACCGGGUGUCGGUUUGUAACAGCGGCGGGGUGUCAGUGCUGGAGGUGCUAUGUGACCACCGGAUUAGCGGCCCUGAUCUUAUCCUGCACCGCUCCUGUGUGCCCAUCGGCUCCCGAGCCUGCAGUCUGAAGGUUGGUUCACCAAAAGAAGUCCAUGAAUGUAGAAAUAAAUUUGCCAGUUAUAAAAAUCCUCUGCAUAGCCAGUCAUUUAAGCUGGAUCGGACUUUCAAUCCUGAAGGAAAAUUACUGACUCAAAUGAAAGGAUUUAAAUAUGCCAGCUGGUCUCCUUGUGGCUGUGACGUGAAUGGUCGAUGUCUCCUGGCUGUGCUUAGCUUGGACAAUAGACUGACCGUACAAACAAACACCAACAGAGUGCAAUGGAAACAGUUGGCUGAUUUAACAGAACUCUAUGGGCAGCGUUUGUCCGAGGCCAAUUACAGAAUGAACAAUAGCGAUACUGCACAGGUGGGUUUGGAAGACUUUGCAGAGUUUAGGAGACGCCAUAGCAUGCAGGUCCCAGUGAGAAUGGAGUGGUCCGGAAUCUGCACCACUCGAGAAGUAAUGGAGAAUAAUGAGUGCAAGGACAUCAGUACAGUGCUUUUGGCAGUGCUAUUUGAGAACGGCGACAUUGCAGUGUGGAACUUCCAGAUCCCUUUCCUGGGCAGUGAGUCUGUAGUUUCCUGCAACACCAUUGAAUCCGGGGUCACUUCUCCCAGUGUAUUGUCGUGGUGGGAAUAUCAGCAUAGUAAUCGUAAAAUAAGCGGACUGCUUGUAGGAAGUAGUCUGGGUCCUGUCAAAAUCGUCCCAGUGAACUUAAAGGCAGUGAAAGGUUACUUCACCCUGCGGGAACCUGUGAUACUUUGGCAGGAGGCUGACCAGUUGCCUGUCCAUAGCAUCAGAACCCUAGCACUUUAUCACCCGUACCAGAAGUGUAAUUGUAGCCUUGUUGUAGCUGCUCGAGGGGCGUAUGUUUUUUGGUGUUUGCUACUCAUAUCCAAAGCAGGCCUUAACGUUCAUAAUUCUCAUGUGACUGGGCUUCACUCCUUACCGAUAAUAUCCAUGUCCACUGAUAAACAAAAUGGAAGCAUUUAUACAUGCUCCGCAGAUGGGAAGCUUAGACAUCUAACACCUGUUUUCACAGAUGUUGCUGUGAAGUUUGAGCACCAGCUCAUUAAGCUGUCAGACUUUUUUGGACCUGUGAAGUGUCAUGGCAUUGCUGUGAGCCCUUAUGGAGCCUACCUUGUUUGCGUCACGUCUGAAGGAAUGAGCAAUGGAAUUCACCCAGUAAACAAAACCUACCAAGUUCAUUUUGCAGCUCUGAAAUCUUUUGAGGAGGCAGCAGCCCAACUUCUGGAAUGUUCUACCCAAAACCUUUUCCGACAGACCGAUUUAGCAGACCUUCUACGUUGGAAGAUACUGAGAGAUAAGCUGAUUCCUCAGUUUUUACUAGAUGCUUUGGACAAAAAGCUAGCUGGUGGCUCUAUGUACUUUUGGCGUUUACAUCUCUUUCUAAUGAGAAUCUGGUACCAGGCUCUGAAGAAGGCCUCCUCUGAAAUACCAUGGAAGCCGCCCCAGAAAGAGCCAAAGAUUACAAAUGAUGAUGGUCCUCCUCCAAUGAGUGAUGAACCAACAGAUCAGAAUGACAAUGAAAGUUCCCCUAAGGAGAUUAAGCUAAGUGAACCUUCUAUAGAUACUACAGAGGUGGACAAGGCUUCUCCAUCUGAUGAUGGUCUCCUAGAGGUACAAAAGAAAAUUGAACAUCUUGAGAAGCGCUUAACGAGGGAACACAUGAAGCGUGUGUUAGGGGAAGUCUACUUGCACACUUACAUCACUGAGAACACCAGCAUCCCCACUCGCGGCAUCUGUGACUUCCUGUUGGCAGAUAAAGACUGCGAAGACCGCGCAGCACAGGUCCUUAUCGGCCAUAUUGAGCAUAAGAUGAACAAACAGACAUUUCCUGAGCACUGCACGUUGUGUAAAGAGGCUCUGCCCUUCAGUGACUGCAGGCGGACUGUUUGUGCCAAUGGCCAUGUGUGGUUUAGAUGCUUCCUGACAUUCCGGGCCUGCCAGAACCUGAUGUACAGGCGCUGCGUGCUACAUGACAGUAUUGCGCGGUACCCGGCCCCUGACGAUCCAGACUGGAUAAAACGACUGCUACAGGGCUGCUGCAUAUUGUGUGACUCUCCGGUACUCUAGCACAUGCUGUGCGCCCCUGAAGUAAGAUGUAUAAGGGUCAGACUAUCCUGUAACCAUCACACACUGGGAGAACAUUUACAUCUGGUUAUUUUUAUACACAUGGCGGUGCAGGGUGUGUAAUAAGCACCAGUCACUGUGCCCCCCGGUACUACCUGCAUUGCUUUAUGUAAAUAUUCCUGUUUGUAUAUGUAUGUAAAUACUGUCAGCCUUGUUAUUUUCUUAUGCAGAUUUAAAUAAAGAGAUUUGUUACGUG
Molecule: messenger RNA, 2602 nt
Organism: Bombina bombina (fire-bellied toad)
Lineage: Eukaryota; Metazoa; Chordata; Amphibia; Anura; Bombinatoridae
Gene: GTF3C4
Product: general transcription factor IIIC subunit 4
Exons: 5
Coding region: 28-2349 (773 amino acids)
Biological process (GO): transcription initiation at RNA polymerase III promoter
Cellular component (GO): transcription factor TFIIIC complex
Molecular function (GO): histone acetyltransferase activity; protein binding
Source: RefSeq, a predicted model, not a curated record